This is a messenger RNA of Cydia pomonella (codling moth), 811 nucleotides long. RefSeq lists its product as uncharacterized. The coding region runs from base 319 to 810 and encodes 163 amino acids. The record is from RefSeq and is a predicted model, not a curated record. The transcript has 3 exons. Lineage: Eukaryota; Metazoa; Arthropoda; Insecta; Lepidoptera; Tortricidae.
GACAGCAAUCGGGAGUAGACAAGCCGAGAGACGAUGAAGACUGGGGCCGUGAGUAUUUUGUGUAACAGUUACUUUGGUCGCAAGAAUGGCGAGAGACAAGACAAUCGUACAAGAAACCAGGAUGGAGGCAAUAGGAACCCGAGACAGCAAUCGGGAGUAGACAAGCCGACAGACGAUGAAGAAUGGGGCCGUGAGUAUUUUGUGUAACAGUUACUUUGGUCGCAAGAAUGGCGAGAGAACAAGACAAUCGUACAAGAAACCAGGAUGGAGGCAAUAGGAACGCGAGACAGCAAUCGGGAGUAGACAAGCCGAGAGACGAUGAAGACUGGGGCCGUGAGUAUUUUGUGUAACAGUUACUUUGGUCGCAAGAAUGGCGAGAGACAAGACACUCGUACAAAAAACCAGGAUGGAGGCAAUAGGAACCCGAGACAGCAAUCGGGAGUAGACAAGCCGAGAGACGAUGAAGACUGGGGCCCGAAACCCGAGCAAAAAUCCGAGGAGCCCAAGCCCAAUUUCGGCUUCAAGCCAAAAGUGGGCGCCGUGUCCAAGGAGGAGCCCAAGGUGCAGCCUCAGGUCGCCAGCACUCCUCCCGCCGCCGCUCCCAAGCCCGCUUUGGUGCCUAAGAACUGCAUUAUCGACCUGCUGCCCGUCAACGACACCUUCAUCCUCUCCGUCGACUCCACCGCCGAGAGCUGCGACAGCGGCAGCGGCUUCGUCUGCGUCACCAUGCACGGGGACUACUCGGACAACUACGAGCGCCUGCUGGACCCGUUCGGACAGGCUUGUGAAGCCAGCGAGGCCAUAGAGUGAG